Molecule: messenger RNA, 1342 nt
Organism: Cheilinus undulatus (humphead wrasse)
Lineage: Eukaryota; Metazoa; Chordata; Actinopteri; Labriformes; Labridae
Gene: foxd7
Product: forkhead box D7
Exons: 1
Coding region: 278-1192 (304 amino acids)
Biological process (GO): cell differentiation; anatomical structure morphogenesis; regulation of transcription by RNA polymerase II
Molecular function (GO): DNA-binding transcription factor activity, RNA polymerase II-specific; RNA polymerase II cis-regulatory region sequence-specific DNA binding
Source: RefSeq, a predicted model, not a curated record
AUCACGGAGGACGCACACGCUUUUUACGCGUUACGCACGAUCGGCCGCUGACCGCUGGUUCGAGCUUUAAAGGAACAAAAAAUAAAGAAAAAAGAAGAAAGAGUGGAUGAGCUGCGGUUUGGAGAGUCCCGAGAAGAAGGAGGAGGGUUGUGUUUAUGUUUGUAGUUUUUUGUGAAUGGAGAUGAUCCGUGCGUAAAAAUCUGCUGAUCGUUCAGAGCAGAGCGUCACUCCCACACCUGUUGGCAGGUGGUGUUGGCUUCACUCGCGGACUUCUACUAUGACAUUGGGUUUGGACAUCAUGGAGGAUGUUGUUAUCGACGUGGUGGGGGAAGGAGGCAGAGACAGCGCAGAGGAGCAGCUCUUACCUUUGGAUGAGCAGGAACGCAGCGCGGAGACGUGUAGCAGCGCGAGCACGGAGCGGGACUCCUUCAGUCCUCCCGUUAAAAGCAAAUCUCCGUCCUCCGUGAAGCCUCCGUACUCCUACAUCGCUCUCAUCACGAUGGCCAUCCUGCAGAGUCCGAAGAAGCGGCUCACCCUCAGCGAGAUCUGCGACUUCAUCAGCCACCGCUUCGCCUACUACCGGGAGAAGUUCCCGGCGUGGCAGAACUCCAUCAGACACAACCUGUCGUUAAACGACUGCUUCGUGAAGAUGCCCAGAGAGCCAGGAAACCCCGGGAAAGGGAACUACUGGACCCUGGACCCCAACUCCUCGGACAUGUUUGAGAACGGGAGUUUUCUGCGGCGAAGGAAGCGCUUCAAGCGGCAGCAUUUUCGCUUCGACCCCCUGAAGGAGCAGCACCUGGAGCGCAGCGGGGUGCUCGGCUUCCCUCACGGAGCGUACGGCCUCCAGCUGCCCGGGCUGGACCUUUACCCCUACCUCCACCACCCCCCGCCCUCCCCGUGCACCUCCAUCCCGCCUGUGAGCAGCCUGCUGCCGGCUCUCUCCAGCUUCUUCUCCCGCAGCGCGCUCACAGCCAAGGCCUUCCUGCAGUCCCAGCCCGGGAUGGACGCCUUCUCCGCGGCUCAGUGCGCGCCCUACUCCCCCCCUCUCACCUCCAGCGUGGCCUACGCCUCCCCUGCGCUCCUCCACCCCGCAGCAUCCCCGCACCUCCUCUCUUUACAGCAGGAGUACCACAAACUACGGACUCACAGCGAGCUCAGCAAACACAUCUGCACCGAGAACAGCGACUAAAGAGCAGCAGGACUUUGACUUUUCUCAGGUAACAGAGACUCUCUGAGCAGAGACAGAGCUGGAGAAAUCUGCUUUAAAGACAUGCUGUAAAUAUUUUUAAAACUCUCCAUCCUUCUUAAAAAAAAACCUCUGAGCUUUUUACAUUUUGAU